CAAAUAUUUACACAUGAUUCAAAGGAUGUCUGGUGCAAAGAUCGUGCUGCUCCUGCAGAGCCUGUCCCGUAGGAAACCUCUGGAGCCUGAAGGAGAGGAGUCCUGCUUUCGGCAGUGCUUGACCACCCUCGACCUGGUGGCUCUGGGAGUCGGCAGCACUCUGGGGGCCGGUGUGUAUGUGCUGUCGGGAGAAGUGGCCAGAACCGUGGCUGGGCCGAGUAUCAUAAUCGCCUUCCUCAUAGCAGCAGUUGCCUCCGUCUUUGCUGGACUUUGUUAUGCUGAAUUUGGAGCUCGUGUUCCCAAGACAGGCUCUGCUUAUCUCUACUGUUAUGUGACUGUGGGAGAGAUAUGGGCUUUUAUCACUGGCUGGAACUUGUUGCUCUCGUACGUCAUAGGAACGUCUAGUGUUGCCAGAGCCUGGAGUGGGACAUUUGAUGAUCUCAUUGGAAAUGUCAUUGCCAACUCUCUGGGUAAACAGGCUGCAAUGGAUUUACCUGGCCUGGCUCCCUACCCAGACUUCUUUGCAGCUGGCCUCAUAAUGCUCCUGGCAGGGAUUCUUGCAUUUGGUGUUAAAGAGUCUGCUAUAGUAAAUAAAGUUUUUACAGCAGUCAACAUUCUGGUGUUGCUGUUUGUUAUCCUCUCUGGAGCCAUUAAGGGCAACAUCAACAACUGGCACAUCAGUGAAGAUUCUUUCCACCAUGGAUAUGAGAACAACAUGUCUGUUCUUUACAGAAACCACACGUUACUAAAUGAAACCGCCAGAUACGGCAGUGGAGGAUUUUUCCCUUUUGGCUUUGAGGGAACGUUAGCAGGAGCAGCCACUUGCUUUUAUGCAUUUGUUGGAUUUGACUGUAUUGCCACAACAGGAGAGGAGGUCCAAAACCCUCAGAAAUCGAUCCCACUCGGCAUUGUGGUGUCACUCCUCAUCUGCUUCCUGGCGUAUUUUGGUGUGUCUGCUGCCCUGACUCUUAUGAUGCCGUACUAUUUGCUCAGCGUUCACAGCCCGUUGCCUGUGGCCUUUACAUACGUCGGUUGGGACCCUGCAAAGUAUGUUGUGGCUGUGGGAUCUCUCUGUGCACUGUCAACAAGCCUGCUAGGAUCAAUGUUUCCGAUGCCUCGUGUUCUCUUCGCCAUGGCCAGAGAUGGGCUUCUGUUCAGACCUCUCAGUAAAAUGAAUGACAAACAAAGUCCUGCCAUAGCGACCCUGGUUUCAGGGGUUGUAGCAGCCUUCAUGGCGUUGUUGUUUGACCUGAAGGCUCUGGUCGACAUGAUGUCUGUUGGAACCCUCUUUGCCUACACACUUGUUGCCAUAUGUAUACUCAUAUUAAGGUACGAAGCAGACCUCAGUGAGCAUGCAAGUUUGAGUAAACCAGAACCCUUUACACUAAGUGGGGUAUUAUGUCCUCCUUCACAAGCCACCACACGGACAUCGAAAACUGUGUCUGUUUUAGCUGGUAUUAUUAUAUUUUUAGCUAUCGUCCUGAGCAUCUUCAUAUCUGAAGCUUUAGACUCCCUGCAAAGCCUGAAGUGGUGGAGCUUACUUUGUGUCUCUGUGAUUGUACUGGUGCUGGUCUUCACUGUGCUGAUCAUCUGGAGACAACCACAGAGUACAAACAAAGCUGCUUUUAUGGUUCCCCUUGUGCCACUGCUUCCCAUUUUCAGCACCUUCGUAAAUGUCUAUCUAAUGGUGCAACUUGGAUCAGACACAUGGAUCCGCUAUGCAGUGUGGAUGGCAGUAGGUUUAAUCAUCUACUUUUGUUAUGGUGUUCGGCACAGCGUGCAGAAACAAAGACUCCAAAAUUCACACAACCAAACCAGCAUUCUCAGCUUGAGCACCACUGUGGAGCAAAACUUUGAAUCUGGACAAGACUUCAAUGGGUGAAUGAAGUGAAAUGAUUGAUUUACUGAUAAAAACAUCCCAUGGGUGAAUCAGCAAACAAUGUGAAAAGGCUUUCAUUUCAGUACAAAUC
Molecule: messenger RNA, 1970 nt
Organism: Scatophagus argus
Lineage: Eukaryota; Metazoa; Chordata; Actinopteri; Scatophagidae
Product: cationic amino acid transporter 2 family protein
Exons: 11
Coding region: 14-1882 (622 amino acids)
Biological process (GO): transmembrane transport; amino acid transport
Cellular component (GO): plasma membrane
Molecular function (GO): amino acid transmembrane transporter activity
Source: RefSeq, a predicted model, not a curated record